Molecule: messenger RNA, 2841 nt
Organism: Boeremia exigua
Lineage: Eukaryota; Fungi; Ascomycota; Dothideomycetes; Pleosporales; Didymellaceae
Product: serine/threonine protein kinase-like protein
Exons: 3
Coding region: 1-2841 (946 amino acids)
Biological process (GO): calcium ion transmembrane transport; intracellular calcium ion homeostasis
Cellular component (GO): membrane
Molecular function (GO): calcium ion binding; calcium channel activity
Source: RefSeq, a predicted model, not a curated record
AUGCCUGGCAAUACCCAGCGCUCUCCUUCACAGAGAUCGUUCCGCCUCUCCAACCACGGUUUUCAGCCACUCAGUGGCAUCAGAGACGACAAAAUGACACCCCAAGGCACCGACAUUCCACUGCAGACGGUAGUUAGUCACACACCGUCGCCCAUAACAGACGAAAAGCAGUCAGAGAAAAGCGGCUUGUUCAACGGCAUGUCCACAAAGGGCCGUAGGCAGCGACAGCUGGCAAAGAUUGACUCGAGGACCGGCGCCCCGCUGCCACCUCGCGAGGCUCCUGGGCAGGAGAAGACAGCCCUCAAUAAGAUGGGACGUCUCUACACCAAAAUCCUAAACUUCAGCAUUGUCACUCGUUAUAUGGUUUAUGUCGCACCGGUCGCCCUCCUUCUGGCCAUUCCUAUCAUUUUGUCGCAAACAGGAGUUUCGGCCGGAGAGAUUGGCAAUACGGACUCUAGGAGGUUCUGGAUCUGGAUUGAAAUCAUCUGGCUCAGUUUCUGGGUUAUGAAGAUCGUCGCCCAUUUUCUUCCAAACGUCUUCGAGUUCCUCAUCGGUGUAGUCAGCCCUGGUGUCAAGAAAUAUGCCUUGCUCCUCCGUGCUGUGGAGAAACCUCUGUCGUUCGUGUUGUGGAUGGUUGUCAAUCAAGCAACGUUUCCCGGUCUUGUCGUUGUAAACGAGGAUUUCAAAAAGGAUAAUGGAAAUCCACGGUGGUAUGGCAAGGUGCAAUCAGUUCUACUUGCCUUGUUGGUCUGCACCGUGAUCAUCCUCGCUGAGCGUAUCUUGAUCCAGUUGAUCAGUAUCAGCUACCACCGCAAGCAAUUUGACCAAAAGAUCCAGGAGUCGAAACGCAGCAUCUAUCUUUUGGGAAUUCUCUAUGAUGCAUCCCGAGCAUUGUUCCCUGCCUACUGCAAUGAGUUUGCCGAGGAAGACUACUGUAUCCAGGACACACUUCUCGAUCUCCUCCCAGGUAGUAAGAAGGGUACAUCCAAGAAGGGACGAUCCGGCACCCGCACUCCCAUGCGCCUUGUCCAGGAAGUCGGUCGCGACGUUGGUCGUAUUGGAGACAAGGUCACGUCUGUUUUCGGAACCAUUGCCUCCGAGAUCACGGGUAAAAAGGUCUUUGACGUCAACUCUGCUCAUUCCAUUGUUCUCACCGCUCUGGAGAGGAACCGUUCUGCUGAAGCUCUCGCCAAGCGUAUUUGGAUGUCUUUUGUCGUUGAAGGCAAAAACGAACUCUACCAGGAAGAUCUCAUUGAAGUCAUGGGUCCCGGCCGCGCAGAUGAAGCUGAGGAGUGCUUCGGAUCGCUCGACCGUGACGGCAACGGCGAUAUCAGUUUGGAUGAAAUGAUCCUCACUGUCACAGAAAUCGGCAGACAGCGCAAGGCUAUGAACUCUAGUAUGCACGACGUUGACGCUGCUAUUCACGCUCUCGACGGCCUGUUGUUUACCAUCGUCUUCAUCGUCUGUAUCUUCGUUUUCAUCGCCUUCCUCAGCCCUAGCUUCGUUGGCACUCUGACGACGUCGGCUACCGCUCUUCUAUCUCUAUCCUUCGUCUUCGCCACAACCGCCCAGGAGAUUCUCGGUUCUUGCAUUUUCCUCUUUGCCAAACACCCUUUCGAUAUUGGUGACCGAGUCGACAUUACAGCGGAGCAGCUUACUGUUGAGCACAUCGCCCUGCUGUACACAGUCUUCAAGCGUGUCUCCAGCGGCAAGACGGUUCAGAUUCCCAACAUCGUAUUGAACGGGCUAUGGGUCGAAAAUGUCACACGAAGCAAAGCCAUGCGCGAGCAGGUUUCUGUAUUCUGUGACUUCGCCACUUCUUUCGAGGAUAUUCACCUCCUCAAACUCGAGAUGCAGGCCUUCCUCCGAGACCCUGCCAACAGCCGCGACUUCUAUCCUGAUACUGACAUCGAGGUCCUCAGCAUCGCCGAAAUGAACAAGCUCGAGCUCCGUGUCGAGAUUCGCUUCAAGGGCAACUGGUCAAACGAGUCCCUUCGCGCAGCCCGACGAUCGAAGUUCAUGUGUGCAUUGGUCGUUGCUUUGCGCAAGGUUCCAAUCAAUGGCCCGGGUGGCGGAGAUGCCGCUCUUGGCUCGGCAGACAAGCCAACAUGGUCUGUCGCCGUUCCGCCGGCUGAGGCGCGUGAAGCGUACGAGGCGUAUUUGAUGAACGCUGACAAGGGACGUAUGGUGCCUCUCAACCAGCCAGAUGAUCCCAGCGACAAGGGCAAGUCUACAGGCAAUGACUACCUAGGUGUCGGUGUGCAGAGUGAGGAUUUUGCCAUUAGCUCUUUGACAAAUCGCAGACCAGGCGUCGACACUGUUCGCGAUGACACCUGGAAUGCUCGCGAUGACAUCAGUACCCUCGGACGACCCAGUACCGACGCUCGACCCGAUUUGGAUGAGGUUAAGAGCUUGCUGCACAAGGCCAGCACAGCUGGAAAACGCAAGGGAGGCGCCACUCUCUCGCCCUACGCCACACGAGCAUCGACUGACUUCAAUCGACCACCGCCACUUCCUCUCUCCGUAAAUCCAUCGCAGUCGAACUACGCCUCCCCGCCACAGCCUCUCCAACCGUCACAAUCGAUGCACCGCAGCACAGCACCGGGAUCGCCGACGUCGAUUUCCACUGGCCAGAUUGAGGACUACCAGUUCCAAACCAUGAUGCCGCCCCCACCAAGGUCCAACAGCCGACCCCGUGUUGUCAUGACCGCAGAAGAGCGUGAGCGUGAGCAGGAAGAGGAGGGAAGGUCGCCAUUCGGUGCGCCCGGUCGAAACAGCUCCAACAACCCUUAUCGGGCGCAGAGUCCACCGGCCGAGCAGUUCCAGUACAAGAGGGAAUAA